Enterospora canceri is the source of this 1146-nucleotide messenger RNA. Lineage: Eukaryota; Fungi; Microsporidia; Enterocytozoonidae. The record is from the annotation of a GenBank genome assembly.
AUGGGUGAAACAGUUUCAGGUGGAAUAGAAUUGUGGGAUGGAUUGCUCAGUAUGUGGACGCCACUCGUAGAAUGCAGCAUAUUCAGUCUGGAACACACUGAUCCAAAUGAAGAGGCAAGGAAGCCACCAGUGAGUUUGGAUGCAAUGGAUCAUUUGAUGAAAGUGAAGGAGCAAUAUGGGGUGGAUGUAGGAAUGGGAAGAGUAGGAGAAAAGGGUGAUAAGAGGGAUAAGGGUGAUAAACCAGAAAGAGAGAAUACGCCUAGAUUAUCACAGGAACAGAAGGGUGAUAGAAAUAUGACAGAAAAAGGUGACAGUAAGAGAUAUACGCCACAGAAUCCAGUAACUACCCCUACUACCCCAACAACUACUACUACCACCACUCCAUUGAUCAAUAGUAGAUCACCAGGAGUAGAAUACUUCUAUAUCACAUCACCAGAUCAGAAAUACGGGAUAUCAGUCCAUGAAGAUGGAACUGCCAUUCUAAGGAAACCAGAGGAAUCAACCAAUUUCAAGUACGAGAAUAUGCAACUGCAUUUGGGAAGUAGAGAUCACAUGAUACUGGAAUACAGUGAGAGAGAAAAGAGACUGGUUAUAGGAAAUAAAGGAAAUAAAAAUCAAAAUGGGACAAUAUUGAUCAAAUUGAUCAAUGAUGGUGUGAAUGAGAUAAGGGUGAAUGGCAGCUGUGUGACAAGGGUGGAUGAGACCAUUCAGCUGAGACCGUGUAAAUUGACUGAACUGUCCCAGCAGUGGAUGAAGACGUACAGUUUAAUCAGAAUGAGACUGCUGAAUUCAGGUGGAACCAGAAGUGUGGCAUUUGGUGAAUUGAAUAAGCCAAUUGGAAUUGUUCAGGUGGAAGAUGGGAUGGAUUUGUACUACGAUCCACAAUCCAUGCAACUGGGUCUCUUUGACAGCCAGGGAGUGGUGGCAAAGAGCAACAACUUCAGCAGGGACAUUCUGACUGGUAGCAUCGACAGAAAGGGCGGUGGCCACUUUGUGAUGGAUGAGAUUGAGAGAGGCAGAUUCAGAAUCAAGCAGGAUGAGAAGUGUGUGGAGUGGGACUACGAUGGUGGCAAAUUGGUACUGGAAGUCUGUGAUAGGAAGGAAUCACAGGUGUUUGUGAAACAGGAAGCAGUAAAAGAGCAAUAG